Molecule: messenger RNA, 681 nt
Organism: Effrenium voratum
Lineage: Eukaryota; Dinophyceae; Suessiales; Symbiodiniaceae
Source: the annotation of a GenBank genome assembly
AUGCGCCACUUACACGUGCCUAAGUAUGAUGAGCUCAACCUUGGUGACUCGGUGGCAGUCAUCGCAUGGGCCUCAAGCUUCCUGCCCCUCUACUACAAGGCGCACGACAAGGUUUUCUCCCGAAUCGUGACAUUGUUCGAGAACAAGGAGAACGUCCCGAAGUCAAUGGAAGACUUCAAGUCUUGGAUUCUCAUCAUCCAUCCGAACAGCGAUGAGCAUAUCAAGAAAAAUAUUCUGGUGGAAGGCCGCUGCAGGCGUGGAUGGAAAGAGAUGUUCGCGUUCCUGCUCUGGAAUUGGGAACACGUGCUAGGGGAUCACAUAUUCCUCAUGGAGCGAGGCAUCGGCAAUGCAAUCAGAGACCUGGCUGUCAAGAUGCGACACCUCCGGUUCGUGAUCUACGACGUUCAAAGGUGCCCGGUGGAAGAGUCGCGCUGGCCGAUGCCUCGUUUGAUCGUGGUUGACAUGGGUGAUGAAGCCACUCCGGAGAAAGCCGUUGAGUGUGUCGUCGCCGGAGAUGUGGACAUGUUGGACAAGAUCAUGCCCAUGGACUAUUUCACUGGCAACCUUGUGUGGUUCCAUGCGACGAGCCCCGCCGAAGCUAAGCACUUACCCAACCCAUACGACACGUCCAACAUGCUUGACAAGGGCACCGGCACCGAUGACGACGCGAUGGACACCUGA